Messenger RNA from Racocetra persica, 532 nucleotides. The record is from the annotation of a GenBank genome assembly. Lineage: Eukaryota; Fungi; Glomeromycota; Glomeromycetes; Diversisporales; Gigasporaceae.
AUGAUAAUUAAUGAUGAAAACUACGAAGCUAUGCAAGUUGAAGAUACAGAAUCGAGUUUUGAACAAAAUUUAAAUUCUACUAAUCAGAGUGGUGAUAUAGAAUGCAUUCCUUCACUACCAAGCGAAAAAGAAGCCGUAUCAGUUUUACAAACUGAUGCCAGAAAUAAUUUAGAAAUUAGUGAAAGCCAGCUAAACAAUGAGUAUGAUCAGAGUAAUAUUGAAAAUGAAAGAACUUCUAUAAAUAAUGAGAAGGGUCAAAAUUCUAUAAUUCAUCAAAAAAAUAACAACGAAAUUAAUGAAGCUAAAAUUGCAUCUCUAUUGGUUCCAAUUGUCUAUAUAGAUAAUAAUAAUUAUCUGACAGCAUGUUGGAGACUUCAUCAUUUUCUUUGGGUUACUAACGCAACACCAAGUGAAAUGAUUGAAGUUAAAUUAAAUACAAAAUAUUUUUUUGAAACAACGGAAAAAGAAUAUAAUCUUCUAAUCAAAGAAUUAUUGAAAAAUUCCGAAAUUUUUAAAUUUCGUAACCCAAAAG